Messenger RNA from Sphenostylis stenocarpa, 1329 nucleotides. NCBI's taxonomy places the organism in Eukaryota, Viridiplantae, Streptophyta, Magnoliopsida, Fabales, Fabaceae. The record is from the annotation of a GenBank genome assembly.
AUGGGUAUCCCUCACUUUCUUUGUAUACCAUUUCCAAUUCAAGGACACGUGAAUCCCCUCAUGCAAUGUUCUCUUCUGUUGGCCAAACAUGGUUGCAAGGUCACUUUUGUGCACACAGAGUUCAGCUACAAACGAGCCAAUACUGCAGGUGGUGACAACAUGGAGGAGGCACAAGUCGAGUUGGUGACUCUCCCUGAUGGGUUGGACCCUCAGGAUGACAGAAGCGAUGUGGCCAAACUUCUCUUUUCAAUGAAAAGCACCAUGCCUGCUUUGCUUCCAAAGCUCAUACAUGAUAUUAAUGCCUCAGAUGUUGAGAAUAAGAUAACAUGUAUAAUUGUUACAAUAAACAUGGGUUGGGCUUUGGAAGUUGCCCACAAACUGGGAAUCAAAGGGGCUCUUCUCUUUCCGGCAUCUGCAACUUCCUUAGCUUCUGCUGCCUGCAUCCCGAAGCUCAUUGAAGAUGGCAUUAUUGAUUCUCAAGGAGUUCCCACCAAAAAUCAAGAAAUUCAACUCUCUCCAAAUAUGCCUAUGAUGGACACAUCUUACUUUCCUUGGCGUGGCUUUAAGAAGAUCUUCUUCGAACAUCUUGUGCAAGAGAUGCAAACUUUGAAGUUAGGAGAGUGGUGGCUUUGCAACACUAGUUAUGGUCUUGAGCCAGGAGCAUUUUCAAUAUCACCAAAGUUCCUACCCAUUGGCCCAUUGAUGGAAAACAGCAACAGAAGUUCAUUUUGGGAAGAAGACACAGGUUGUUUGGAGUGGUUAGAUCAGCAACCACCUCAGUCUGUUGUGUAUGUUUCCUUUGGCAGUUUGGCAGUAAUGGACCCCCACCAAUUUAAAGAAUUAGCUCUCGGACUUGAUCUCCUUCACAGGCCUUUUAUUUGGGUUGUGCGUCCAGCUAAUGACGACAAGGAAAAUGUCAAUUCAUACCCUCGUGAUUUUCAUGGAAGUAAAGGUAAAAGAGUUGGUUGGGCACCACAGAAGAAGAUAUUGAACCACCCUUCAUUGGCUUGCUUCAUUAGUCACUGUGGUUGGAAUUCUACCCUAGAGGGUAUAUGUGCUGGUGUACCUUUCUUGUGUUGGCCAUGUACCACUGACCAAUUUCUUAACAAAUCUUAUAUUUGUGAUGUGUGGAAGAUUGGACUAGGACUAGACAAGGAUGAAACUGAAAUAAUUUCAAGGGGAGAGAUAAGGAAGAAGGUGGAUCAACUUCUUGUUGAUGAAGACAUUAAAGCAAGGUCUUUGAAAUUGAAGGAGCUGACCCUGAAUAACAUACAAGAAGGUGGACAGUCAUCAAAGAAUCUCAACUUCUUUAUGGAUUGGGCUAAGUAA